AACAUGGUGGAGAUCCGGAAGAAUAAGAGAGAGGAGAGCUUGCUCAAGAAGCGUCGCGAAGGCCUUCUUGCUCAGCAAAACCAGCAACAGCAACUCCUCUCCGCCACAUCUGCGUCCGAUAAGAAGUUAGAAAGUCUCCCGGCUAUGGUUGCGGGUGUUUGGUCGGAUGAUGAACGCUGCCCACCCAUUAAUGAAGUUGUACAGUCUGGUGUUGUUCCUCGCCUUGUCGAGUUCCUUGCAAAGGAUGAUUUUCCACAGCUUCAGUUUGAGGCUGCCUGGGCCCUCACAAAUAUUGCGUCGGGGACAUCUGAAAACACUAGGGUUGUCAUUGAUCAUGGAGCUGUCCCCAUAUUUGUUAAACUUCUAGGUUCUCCAACUGAUGAUGUGCGUGAACAGGCUUUGUGGGCACUAGGAAAUGUUGCCGGAGACUCUCCUAAAUCUCGUGAACUUGUACUUAGCCAUGGGGCCUUGCCACCGCUGUUGGCACAAUUCAAUGAGCAUGCCAAGCUCUCAAGGUUGAGAAAUGCAACCUGGACUUUGUCAAACUUCUGCAGGGGCAAGCCACAGCCUGCAUUUGAGCUGACAAAGCCAGCUCUACCAGCUCUUGAGCGCCUCAUACAUUCAAAUGAUGAAGAAGUCCUUACAGAUGCGUGCUGUGCGAUGUUUGUGUGUCAAUCAGUACAUCUUUUUCUCAAGUGGCAAAUUAAGAGAAAACCAAUUGUUUCAUCUAACCUUAAGAUGCCCUCAGGUUCAAAAGGAGCAAGGCACCACACUGGUGAAUCUAAUGGUAGGGCACCAUAGUCAGGAGAAUUAACACUGCAUUCCUGUGGUCACAAAAAGGUGAAUAUCCCUUUGUGAUUAACAUGAUCUGUUCGAGAAAGGCACUGCAGACCUAUAAGGGAAUAGAGGAGACAAAGAAAAUACCUUUGUCCUUCUGUACACAGGACGCUGAUAUAGAUGUUGCUCACCAAGGAAAUAACGAUCAAUCUAACCAACUGCAUUGCAAGGAGGUUCAAGACUCCCCCGACUUCACAGCACAC
Molecule: messenger RNA, 1040 nt
Organism: Rubroshorea leprosula
Lineage: Eukaryota; Viridiplantae; Streptophyta; Magnoliopsida; Malvales; Dipterocarpaceae
Source: the annotation of a GenBank genome assembly